Messenger RNA from Cladocopium goreaui, 1044 nucleotides. Lineage: Eukaryota; Dinophyceae; Suessiales; Symbiodiniaceae. The record is from the annotation of a GenBank genome assembly.
AUGUCAUGUUGUGGAAACCACGUCCUCCUUUUGGGCACCUGGCAGCUCACCUCGGAGGUUUUGCGUGUGGAUUUGCGUUUGAGCCCAGUUGGGCAAUAUCCGGAACUGUCUCAGUUGCUUCACUCCAUGUGUCGUUUCGGUGGCACCCCGCACUUCGAUGCCAAAGAUGUGGAAACGUUGUGCAAGCAGGUAGAAGGCUUGCUUUCCCAAAAGGGGCCUUCUGCCAUGGAAAAAUCCGAGACCCGCCCGCAGGGUACCAAGAGGAAGGCACAGGAGGUGCCUGAACGCCCAAAAAGGGGUCGUCCCAGCGGACAGGGCAAGAACAGCAAGAGGAAGAAGGCGGAGGAGGAGUUCAGUCCUUCCAAGAAGAAGAAGGCCGAGGACUCAGAUAGCGAUGCCAAGACAGAGGUUGCAUCCGAUGCUUGCAGCUGGGGUGCAAAAACGCCUGCGACGAAGGCAGCUGCCAAGAAGAAGAAGGAGGAUGAUUCUUCGGGCCCCUCCGAGGGUGAUGCGAGCAACAGUCAGCAGCAGACUGACAGGACGGACAGCAUUUGGCACUGGCCGGCCCCCUCGGCCGUUGCCGCCUCUGAGAGAGAUGUCCGUGAUGACUUUGAUCCUACGAAAGGCUUGCGCGGCAUUUUGGAGACGCUGAGAAGCAAAGUCUUUUUCGAGGCUCUCCUGACACGUUUCGUUGACCCGUCGUCGAAUUUAAAGAUGACCCCCGCGCAGAUCAAUUCCUACGCCCGAUUGAUGGCGCUGUGCUGCCAUGAUGGACUCUUGGCCGAUGCUGACAGUGAGUCCUGGCGAACAGCACAGAAGGCAGUGCUGACCAGUACCAAGGAGUUGGAGGAGAUUCACCGCUGCGUCCGAGAUCCCUUGCUCUCGUGGUUCCGCAAGAUGCCCAAGAUUGCGCAGCUUCAGCAGACGGCUUUGGGCUGCGCGGCAGGCUUGCGUUGGGUGCAGCAUGUGGUGCUCUCAGAUCGCCUUCCACAACAGCAGCUGUUGACGCGCCUGGCACAGCAGCUUGGCAGCGCAGGGGGUUGA